This is a messenger RNA of Prosopis cineraria, 933 nucleotides long. Its product is annotated as light-harvesting complex-like protein OHP2, chloroplastic. NCBI's taxonomy places the organism in Eukaryota, Viridiplantae, Streptophyta, Magnoliopsida, Fabales, Fabaceae. The transcript has 2 exons. Gene Ontology annotation, cellular component: chloroplast thylakoid membrane. The record is from RefSeq and is a predicted model, not a curated record. The coding region runs from base 102 to 644 and encodes 180 amino acids.
GGGUUCAAGAAAAGUCUCAAAGCAUCAAGCUUCGAAAUUUAAAUCUUAAAAAACAAAAAGAAAAUCCGUGGGUAAUUGGGUAGCACCACCCGGCAAAGAAAAUGUCAGUGGCAUCUUCAAUCCCAUGCAUCAAAAUCCCUUCUUCUUCUCCCUCAACUGCUUCUUCUUCUUCCUCUGCACCAUCCUAUUCCCUUCGAUUUUCCUCCUCCUCUUCCUCCAGGUAUUAUAGUUUCACUAUAAAGAAUUCUCAGACCGAAGGGCCUCUGAGAAGACCGGUGUCUCCUCCUUUAAGGGAACCCCUGAAACCCACCCCUCCGUCUCCACCGUCGCCUCCGUCGCCUGUGGCGCCUCCUCCUCCUCAGCAGAAUGUGGCUGCUGUCGUUGCGGACGAUAAGAAUGUUGUUACGUUAGAGUUUCAGAGGCAGAAGGCGAAGGAGCUUCAGGAAUACUUCAAACAGAAGAAGCUGGAAGAAGCAGAUCAGGGUCCCGCUUUUGGGUUCGUCGGGAAAAAUGAAAUCAACAACGGAAGAUGGGCCAUGUUUGGUUUUGCUGUUGGGAUGCUAACAGAGUAUGCGACAGGUUCAGACUUUGUUGACCAAGUUAAGAUCCUUCUUUCGAACUUUGGGAUAGUUGAUUUGGAAUGAGCAAUUUUAAUGUUCCGCGUUGUUUAUAGCUUUGACCCUUACUCGUAAGUAUAUUUUGCGUAAUCUGUUACUUUCAUUUAUAGCCAGCAACCAAGUUGCAUGAAAUAACAACAUUGAGGAUUUUCUUCUUUCAUUAUGUUCCACUCUUUGCUCUUAGCUAGAUGGACAGAUACAUAGCAUUUGAUGAGCAAAAUAGAUACUUUCUGUUCAUGGAAAUAGUCUGCUUCCACAGAAAAAUGGGAUUGUUCAGACGUUCUAUCAUUCAUAAUCACAUUUAUCUAUUUCUUUC